This is a messenger RNA of Menidia menidia (Atlantic silverside), 1035 nucleotides long. NCBI's taxonomy places the organism in Eukaryota, Metazoa, Chordata, Actinopteri, Atheriniformes, Atherinopsidae. The record is from the annotation of a GenBank genome assembly.
AUGAACUGUACGGGUGGAGCUCUUUUCCAGAGUGGGAACUCCCCACAGUACAGCUCAAGUGGCAGCUAUGAGAGCGUGAAGAUGGACUUGGGCGCGGAGGACCUGACGCUGGGGCGCCACGGCAGCCAGGUCGCCCCCGACGACGACGACGAUGACCACGACGACCACGACGACAACGACAAGAUCAACGAUGCCGAGGGCGUCGACCCCGAGAGAUUAAAGGCCUUCAACAUGUUUGUGCGAUUGUUUGUGGAUGAGAACCUGGACCGGAUGGUGCCUAUUUCCAAGCAGCCAAAGGAGAAGAUCCAGGCCAUCAUCGAGUCCUGCAGCAGGCAGUUCCCCGACUCAAGUGGCAGCUAUGAGAGCGUGAAGAUGGACUUGGGCGCGGAGGACCUGACGCUGGGGCGCCACGGCAGCCAGGUCGCCCCCGACGACGACGACGAUGACCACGACGACCACGACGACAACGACAAGAUCAACGAUGCCGAGGGCGUCGACCCCGAGAGAUUAAAGGCCUUCAACACCCGUCCUACUCCUCCUCACCUGACCUCGGCCAUGGCUGAGAACAUCCUGGCUGCAGCUUGUGAGAGCGAGUCGCGCAACGCUGCCAAGAGAAUGCGCCUCGAAACGUACAAUGACGAGCCGGUGUCCGUGGAUAAGGCCUGCGGUGGGGGGGGCGGCCUCAGGGAGCCGGGCUCCCUGGUCCACUCCGCCUACUCCCUGGCCCCGUCCGCCUUCCCCCCCCAGGACACCCAGCUCUACAUCAACGGCGCGGGCCUCAGCUACGGUUACCGUGGAUACCCGGGCCUGGGCGCUGCCAUCCAGCAUCCGGUUUCCUUGACAACCGGCGCUGCUGCUCAGAGCAACGGUGAGGACGGGGGGGAACUGUCUACUGCUAGCCCCCAUAGCAGUAGACAGCUCAGCCAACCGGAGAUCGGCGCCGUGCGUCAGCUGAUCGCGGGCUACCGGGAGUCGGCCGCCUUCCUGCUGCGCUCCGCCGACGAGCUGGAGAGCCUGAUCCUGCAGCAGAACUGA